AUGGCUGAAAAGGACGACGUUGCCUAUGCUUCUCACGAUGAGAAUGAGAAGAUCGCACAGGCUCCGAAGCCAGAAGAGCCCGAGAUGGCUGACAUGAGUGGCCGUCGGCAGUCGGUCGCUCUCAACAUCGUCGAGAAUCCACUCCAGCGCAGCUCCCCGCAACAGACCGUGGCCGAUGCCCAAGCUUUCGCCGAGUCGCAUGGCAUGCCCGAGCACGCCAGUCUGUUCGGCCGCGCCGCCCUCGUCGCGCGGGACCCCGAGCGAUUCGAGAUGCUCAGCGAGAUCGAUGACCAAGAGCGCCACGCGCUUGCAUACGAGAGGGACCAUAAGUGGCACGGCCCGUUCAUGCUCUGGUACUCGAUCUCGCUGUGUGCCGUCGGAGCCGCCACGCAAGGAUGGGAUCAGACGGGAUCCAACGGCGCCAACUUGUCCUUCCCUCAGGAUUUUGGCAUUGAUGGUGAAGGGAGAGAUGAAUGGAUCGUGGGAAUCGUCAAUGCCAUCAUCUUCUUGACUGCCGGUCUCAUAGGUGCCUUCAUUGUCGAUCCACUCAACCACUACUUUGGCCGGAGAGGCGAGAUUUUCAUCACUGCUUGCUGUCUUACUGCCACGCCAAUUGGUUCCGCCUUCGCACAGUCCUGGCAAGGACUUUUCGCGGCACGAUUUGUUAUGGGCAUCGGCAUCGGUGCAAAGAAUGCCACAGUCCCUAUCUAUUCGGCCGAGAUGGCUCCGCAUCGAAUUCGAGGUGCCCUCGUCAUGUUUUGGCAGCUCUGGGUUGUGGCCGGUAUCUUCCUGGGCUUCUGCGCCAACGUCAUUGUCAAAGACACCGGUGAUAUCUCCUGGCGUCUCCAACUCGGCUCAGCGUUCAUUCCAUCCUUCAUCCUUGGCAUCGGUAUCUUCUUUUGCCCCGAGUCGCCUCGUUGGCUUAUGAAGCACGGCAAGAUUGCGCAAGGAUUCCGAUCCAUGAACCGCCUGCGGGCUCACCCCAUCAUCGCUGCAAGGGACUUCUACUACUCGUACGUUAUCUACGAGGAGGAAAUCAAGGUGGCCCGUGGCGCGGGCUACUUCUCCCGUCUGUGGGACUGUUUCGCCGUGCCUAGGAUCCGGCGAGCCAACUACGGUGCCUCGACUGUCAUGAUUGCUCAGCAGAUGUGCGGUAUUAACAUCAUCUCUUUUUACAGCUCAACUAUCUUCGAAAAUGUCGGCUACACACCGACCCAGGCAUUGUACGCAUCUCUUGGCUACGGUGCCAUCCAAGUCGUAGCCACGAUCCCUACCCUGUUCCUCAUCGACACCAAGGGCCGAAGAACCCUGACUUUGCUUACCUUCCCCGGAAUGUGCAUCUUCCUGCUAGCCGCCGGCCUCUCCCUUCUGAACCAUUCCGGUAGCCGUGGCGAACAAAUUGGACCAGUCGUUUUAUUCGUCUACCUCUUUACCAUCUGCUACAGCUUGGGUGAAGGCCCAGUCGCCUUCCAGUACUCCGCCGAAGUGUUCCCCACCAUCCAGCGAGAGCAAGGAAUGGCUUGGGCCGUCUGCAUCAACAACACUUUCGCCGGCAUCCUCAGCUUGACAUUCCCUCGAAUGCAGACCGUCAUGACUCCCACUGGUGCCUUCGGUUUCUAUGCCGGACUUAACCUGGUUGCGUGGUUUAUGAUCUUCUGCUUUGUCAGAGAGACCAAGCAACUCACAUUGGAAGAGCUAGACCAGGUCUUCUCAGUCCCGACGAAGAGUUUCCUCAACUACGAACUCACCGUGUGGCUUCCUUGGUUCAUCAAGCGCUACAUUUUCCGCCGCAAGAUCGAGCGCCCGCCGCCAAUCAUUGAGAAGGCCGAGAGGAUCGGCGAUAUCAAGACCGCGUAA
This is a messenger RNA of Trematosphaeria pertusa, 1857 nucleotides long. Its product is annotated as MFS transporter. Gene Ontology annotation, biological process: transmembrane transport. The record is from RefSeq and is a predicted model, not a curated record. Bases 1 to 1857 code for a protein of 618 amino acids. The transcript has 9 exons. Gene Ontology annotation, molecular function: myo-inositol:proton symporter activity. Gene Ontology annotation, cellular component: membrane. Lineage: Eukaryota; Fungi; Ascomycota; Dothideomycetes; Pleosporales; Trematosphaeriaceae.